Mycena citricolor is the source of this 1110-nucleotide messenger RNA. Lineage: Eukaryota; Fungi; Basidiomycota; Agaricomycetes; Agaricales; Mycenaceae. The record is from the annotation of a GenBank genome assembly.
AUGGCGUCUACCUCCCAUCCCGAUACAAGCCCUGCUCCAAAUGCUAAGAUGCAGGAGCUUAUCACGCUCCUGCAAGCUGCAGCCACUCUUUCUCGCCAAGCAAUAGAGCGGUCUAGUCGCGCCGGGGAGCUGAUACGGCAAGUCAUUGACGAGCUGCCUGAGGCUGUCGACAGAGCAGUCCCUUCUCAAGACUCCAUCGACAGACCCCGUUGGAUCAAGCUCCCUGCACGGUCUCCAGCCGAAGUCGCGAAUCUUCUUUCUGCUGAUGCCGGCGAUUUGUUCUAUGUCGUUGUUGUUGGUCGCGAGCCGGGCGUAUAUCUGAGCCACACAAAGGCUGACGAGCUCUGCGAUCACGUCCCCGGCCAGAAGAAAAUGCGCUUUCGUGACCGGGCUGUGGCUCUCGACUACUACCGCCAGCAGUUUCAAGCGGAUAAGGUCGAGAAGUGGGUCGAAGUAGAUCAGGCGGAGGCUGAUGAUCUCAGGACCUCAAGCUUGCUCUCGAAGCUCAUGUUGAAUACUGGUAACGACCCACCGAGGUCUAAGAGUACAAAAAAGAAGAAGCUUGCACGAUCUGAGGAACAACGCGCCCAAGCCCGGAAGCAUUCUGCGACGUAUUAUGCUAAGAAUGCCGAGACCAUCCGAAUCAAGAAGCGGGCACAAAUGGCGGCUCGGCGGUAUUGUUUAGCUAAUUCCAUCCGUUUGGCACCGUUCUUACAACACAUUAGGCAGGCGCAAAAGGCUGCUAAGACUAAUAAGCUUGCCAAGGAUGCAAGUUCCAAUGAUCAAUGUCCUGCCAAUCCCAUAGCGGCUCGGACUGGUGGCUCAUCUGAUAAUCAUGACCUCAGGCUGGGACUCCCUUGUGACCUGCCUGCCCCACCCGAAGGUCAGGGAGAGACGAACCAAGAUAUCCAUGCCGACUCAACAAACGCGGGACUUGUGCAAAUGAGUGCUGUUCCUCUCGAGACGCCGUUGACUCGGAGCCAAGGACCCAGUAUUCCUCGCUCACCCACACCUUUGACAAUUCUGCCUCCUCAAGUUGUCCCGUUGGAGACGUCUCUGGAACGCGCGUGUGAACUUGGACCCACGCCAGAUGCCCCGCAGGUGCUGUGA